AUGGCCUCGCCUGCCUUCUCCGCCGUGCCCGACGAGGUCCUCGCGCGGGUGAUGUGGGCGCACCCACGCCGGUGCGAGGUGCGGGCGCUGGCCAGGCGGUGGCGCUCGGUGGCGGGAUCCCGCUUCGCCCUGCGGCGCCUCGCGGCGCCCCGCUCCCUGCGCUUCUGCGUGGACUUCGAGGUGGACCGCUGCAUGUCCAAGGAUACGUACACCGCCGCGUUCGAGGCGGGGGGUCCAGAGCAGGCGCUUGGAGGCAUCGAGGGCACGGUCGCGUUCCUGAACUGGGCCCCGGUGUACUAUCGCAGCGCCAUCGGGGAGCGGCGGGACGUGCGCCACCGCCUGCUGCAGGCCGACGCGUGCGCCCUCUGGCGCCUGAUCGCCGGCCUCCUGGCGGGGCCGCGCGGCGACCUGCCGCCGAGCGGGCCCCCCGCCGGGCCGGGCUGGGGCCCUCCGCCCGAGUUUUAG
Molecule: messenger RNA, 465 nt
Organism: Prorocentrum cordatum
Lineage: Eukaryota; Dinophyceae; Prorocentrales; Prorocentraceae
Source: the annotation of a GenBank genome assembly